Messenger RNA from Pygoscelis adeliae (Adelie penguin), 4552 nucleotides. It is a transcript of the gene SUN1, whose product is annotated as Sad1 and UNC84 domain containing 1. Gene Ontology annotation, biological process: nuclear envelope organization. The coding region runs from base 176 to 2896 and encodes 906 amino acids. The transcript has 23 exons. Lineage: Eukaryota; Metazoa; Chordata; Aves; Sphenisciformes; Spheniscidae. Gene Ontology annotation, molecular function: protein-membrane adaptor activity. The record is from RefSeq and is a predicted model, not a curated record. Gene Ontology annotation, cellular component: nuclear envelope; meiotic nuclear membrane microtubule tethering complex.
GUGGCUGGGUAUGCUGUGCAAGCGCCAGAACCGCAAGUGAAAGGGAAAGAAACUCCAAGACUGAGUGGGAAGGAAACACUGAGGGGAGACUCAGAAAUACUGGGAAAGAAAGUCAAUGAGGAUCCAACCAGCAGAGGCAGAAGUGAAAAUCAGAGUAUGAUUUGAAACAGUCAACAUGGACUUUUCACGUCUACACACGUACACUCCUCCCCAAUGUCUGCCAGAGAACACUGGCUAUACAUAUGCACUCAGUUCAAGUUAUUCUUCAUCUGCUUUGGAUUUUGAGACUGAAAACAAAAUAGAUCCAGUAUUUGAUUCACCAAGAAUGUCACGGCGUAGUUUACGGUUAGCUGCUGCAGGAUUUAAUAAAUCCGAUGAUGCACGAAAUGAUAUCCUUCAUGACAGCUCUUAUGCCGGGAACAUGUCCUUCAGAGAACAGGCUUCUAAGAUGGUGAAGCAGCGCAAAAGUAUGAAUAAACAAUCUGGCAGUGUAAGACACACACCAAGGAAAAACCUAUCCAGCUCUUCCAUUUUUAGCCAGAGCAGUUUCAAUAGCCAUGCCAGUGACACAUCAAUGGUAUCCACUGUAUUGGAUGAAUCUUUGAUUCGAGAGCAGACAGAAGUUGAUCAUUUCUGGGGUCUUGAUGAUGAAGGCGACCCUAAAGGUAGUGAUGCUACACUGAUGCAGGGAAAUGGUGACAUAGCAGCAGAAACGCAGACCACAAUGAUCAAUGGCUACACUUGCAGUGACUGCAGCAUGCUUUCUGAACGGAAGGAGGUUCUUACAGCAUACUCAGCUUCUCAUGUGCCAUCUUCCAGAAUUUACUCUAGGGAUAGGAGUCAGAAACAUGCAUCUAGAGGAACCUAUUUCUACAUGAGUAAGAUUCUGCGAUUGGUCAGACAUGCUGCAGCAUCUUUUGCAUCACUAUUAGUGCAACUGUUUCAAAUGGUUUUGCUGAAGCUGGGUUAUGAAUUUAAAGCUCACUCAGACUACUGUGGAAGCAUGAAUGUAAAGGAGUUUUACAGAGAAGAUAGCUGUCUUGGUGUAAAUGAGGAAUCAAUAUGUGAUGACUGUAAGGGGAAGAAACAUCUUGAAAUAUACACCACAGACCACAUGCAAUCCUCAUGGGCUAAAAGGGUAGCAAGGACCAUUUGGCACACCUUUUCUUAUGCAGGUUACUUUAUGCUUCACUUGUUGCGAACAGUGGGAGCAACAGGAUGGCUUGUGUCUCAGAAGGUGGUGUCUCUACUUUGGCUGGCCAUUCUUUCUCCAGGGAGGGCAGCUUCUGGCAUGUUCAGGUUGCUUAGAACUGGGUGGUAUCAACUUGUUACUCUGAUGUCUUUUCUCAAGGUGUUUCUUCUUAGAAGAUGCCUUCCAAAGAUCUACAAGCUAUUACUGUUUCUUAUCCCACUCCUGUUUCUACUAGGUAUAUGGUUCUGGGGGUUUGAUGGCUUCAUUUCAUUAUUGCCUUCAUUGAACUGGACAAGAAUUGAUAGAAUACAGAGAAUAGAUGACUCUAUUAAUGUUCCUGAACCACAGGCUGAUUCUUUUCACUCUGUGCAACCUCCAAAGGAUACCGUAAAUAUCUUUGAUUCUGGUCGUAUAAGUGAGCUGGAAAAGCAAAUGGCCUUCGUGUCUGACAGAUGCCAUCACCAUGAUGAAGAAUAUAGCAAAGUGAUGCUUCUACUCCAUAAUCUUCAAGACCAGGUUGCCCAGAUGAGUGACAAAAGUGAAACAUUGAAGCUAAUAAAAAAUGUGAUGGGUCAACAUCUUAAAGAUAUGAAACUGGAGGAGAAGACUGACUUCCUGGCUUUACAUGAAGAACAUGAGUUGCGCAUCCGGAUGCUGGAAGACCUUCUUGGAAAACUCUCUGCUGAAUCCAAGGACAUCCAGAAGGAGCUUGACAUAGCCAAAGCAAAAACAGUGAGAGAUGAUGGUGAACAUAGUCAACUUUUGUCCAAAGUUAAAAAGCUAGAACUAGAGUUGUCCCAGAUGAAAUCGGAGCUGUUAACUGGGGAAAGUGUGAAGACGAGUUGCGAGAAAAUAGAUGUCAUUCAUGAAAAAGUAGAUGCCCAGGUCAAAGAAUCUGUCAAGCUAAUGCUUUUUGGUGAUCAACAAGAAGACUUUCCCGAAUCGCUUCUUCAAUGGCUUACAUCCAAUUUUGUGAGCAAAAGUGAUCUGCAGACUUUGUUGCGGGAUCUAGAAUUGCAGAUCCUCAAGAAUAUUACUCUCCAUAUGUCUGUCACAAACCAAAAACUAACAUCUGAAGUAGUAACAAAUGCUGUGACUAAUGCAGGGAUUUCUGGAAUCACAGAAGCGCAAGCACAGAUUAUUGUAAACAAUGCACUGAAACUCUACUCUCAAGACAAGACUGGUAUGGUGGAUUUUGCCUUGGAAUCUGGAGGUGGCAGCAUUCUGAGUACUCGCUGUUCUGAAACAUAUGAAACCAAAACAGCAUUAAUUAGCCUCUUUGGAAUUCCUCUGUGGUACUUCUCUCAAUCUCCCAGAGUGGUGAUUCAGCCGGACAUGUAUCCAGGAAACUGCUGGGCUUUCAAAGGAUCACAGGGGUAUCUUGUAGUUAGACUUUCAAUGAAGAUCUAUCCAACUGCCUUUACGGUGGAACACAUACCAAAAACACUUUCACCAACAGGAAAUAUCACCAGUGCUCCUCGGAACUUUUCAGUAUAUGGUCUAGAUGACGAAUAUCAAGAAGAAGGCAAGCUUCUAGGACAGUAUGUCUAUGAUCAAGGAGGAGAACCACUGCAGAUGUUUCCAGUGAUGGAGAAAAGUGAAAACGCAUUCCAAAUAGUGGAACUGAGAAUUUUUUCUAAUUGGGGACAUGCAGAAUAUACAUGCCUUUAUCGGUUCAGAGUGCAUGGGAAACCUGCCGAAUAAUCUCCUACACUACAGCUUGGGUUGUUUUUGUUGUUGUACAUUUUGUUCUCAAUUUGUAUAUACCGGGAAGCCUAGAACACUGGAAUCUUUAAAGGACGAGGAUGCAAGAUGUAUACUGCAGAACUAUUGAUCCUCUGAUAAAGGCAGAAGACUGUCAGCAGAACUGUAUAAAAAAUAAUUUUUAUUUGCUCUAAUGCUCAGCUUGUAAUUGCCAGUUAGCUUUAUAUUUUUGUGUCCAUGCUGAGAGAAAUAAUGCAUGCAAACUACUCUGGCUCAUAAAGCCCAGUUGGCAAACAGGUGACACCUAUUUUAUUACAAAUGAAUGUAUAGGGUUUUUUAAAAGAAUAAACCACACUUUCUGCAACUAGGAACUUGUUUUUUUUAAAUCCAGGACUUAACUGCAUACUUCUGUUAGCUUGGCACCGUAAGCCAAAAAACUGUGGUACAUUUUAAACACUGACUGUGGCUACAGGUGUCCUUCAGUUGGCCCUUGGUUUUGACCUUUUUGGUGGAUCCAAAAGGGCUUCUUCGAUACAUGUUGAAUAUAAUAAAUACUACUGUCAGGGAAAGGUGACACAACCAAAAUAGUUUCAACACCAGCGACUGAGAAUGCUUUACUGUAAUUUGUGGCCAUGAAUUGCUCGAAGUCAGGGAUAACUUCAGUUACUUAAAGUUAUUUUAAGGGUUUUUACCAUAGCAACUUGGCCAGUUUGUUCUUCUUUAGUGUUAAUUCCAGAUCGACCUUGAUGUACUGACUAACUGGAUCGGAACCGAUAAGCCUGCUAAAUUGCUUAGUAAGCAUUAGUAUACAGCAAUUAAACAGUUUGUCAGAAGCGAUCUCUUUGGGACAGUAAUUCCGUAGGCUGGUUCAUUGUUACACUCGGUAAAUGUUGUACUGUGAGAACGCAGAAUGUGGGAAACAAGACUGAAGUAAACCUCGCUGCUUCACAUUUACGGGAGGGACUUGUGCUCGGUACUGCCCUACUGACAUACACGGGCGUUCCGUCGAUCACCCCCAGAAACCUUAGUCGGGUAUAAGAAGAGUAGGGUGAGGUCUUGCUCUCAAAAGCAACAUUUCCAUGUGGAAUGAGAUGAAACUGCUUAUUGCCCCCCUUAGGAUUGCUACUUCGAAGAUCCUUUUCAGAAAAUGUACUUGUAUGCAGAGUUUUUAUCUUGCUGUUAUAACGCAUUUUGUAGUUACACAUGAACUGUUACCACAUGGAACUGCUGACUGGUUUUCUGACUAGAGUUACGUAUGUUGCACAACAGUCCUCGAAUGUUUAAAAACACAAAGUCUCUACGUGAAGAACUCCUUUUCACUUGAGCUAGAGACAGAACCUAUGGCCUACGCAGAGGAGCUAGAUUACAUGUGUACAGGUGUUUUCAUAUGAUAGGUUACGUAUUUAAAAUUAGAGUUAUCCUGUAUAAAUUGAAAUUAGGUAGCCGGGGUGGGAAUAUUUUGAAUAACACUAACUUAUUUUUAAAAAAGCAAGAUAGGACUUUGUGCAAUGUAUUUUUGUAAAUGCUUUUCAAAAUGUCUGUUAUUCUUUGCUGCCUCCAAACUGACAAGAUGCUAUUGAGAUGUUUAAAUAAAGAGUUUUAAUUUUUGAAAGUGCAUGUAAUAUUUGAAACAAGAAAUAAAGCUUCUUUUCUGUA